UUUCCCCAAUCUAACUAGAUCUCUUGUCCCUCCCAACUUUUCUUGAUGCAUCAUCGGCCCUUCGCAGUCGCCGCCGCCUGUGACGAUGACGACGAUCACAUCUCCCUUCCAAGGGACGAUAUCGCAACCCAAUCCAAGGUGAUAGCAUCGAGAUGCUCCACUUGGGCGGAGAUGGGCACGCACACAUUCGAGAUUGUCGGGUACAGCCUAAAUAAAGGCAUGGGCAUCGGCAACUUUAUCGAGUCAGCCAUCUUCACCGUCGACAGACACUCUUGGGUAAUCCGCUUCUACCCUGACGGCGCCACCGAGGGCACCAGGAUGUUUGCUUCAGUUGCUCUGGUACUCAUGGACGAGGGUGCCGAGGUGAGGGCAUCCUAAUGAACCAGAUUAAAUGUCAGCCAGAGAGUAUUAUGUGUUCUGAAUCCAUCGCAACCAUA
This is a messenger RNA of Sorghum bicolor (sorghum), 437 nucleotides long. RefSeq names its product BTB/POZ and MATH domain-containing protein 2. Gene Ontology annotation, biological process: protein ubiquitination. Gene Ontology annotation, molecular function: protein binding. The transcript has 2 exons. The coding region runs from base 46 to 378 and encodes 110 amino acids. Lineage: Eukaryota; Viridiplantae; Streptophyta; Magnoliopsida; Poales; Poaceae. The record is from RefSeq and is a predicted model, not a curated record.